AUGAAUUAUUUCAAGAACACUAUCAUCCUGCUCAUAGCGCUUGCUGCCUCUGUGCAUGCCCAUAUGAGGCUAUACUACCCCCCUCCUUUCGCGGCCAGUAACAAUCCUCACCGCACCGGCCCUCCCGACGACCGACUCGACUAUCCUUAUAACUGCUGCGGCAGAAAAACAGUCUACCCAUGUCGUGGCUACCUCGAUCUCCUUGGAACCGAUCAAGGGAAGCCAGUAGCUACCUGGCCAGCAGGCUCCGUUCAGAACUUCAGUUUAGUUGGAGGCGGCACACACUACGGCGGAUCAUGCCAGGUCGGCUUCAGCAUCGACAAAGGCAAAACCUGGCAAGUAGUCAGCAGCUAUGAAGGGAAUUGUCCACAUCGCAAGGGCGGGAACAACGCUCCAGAAGAGCAGACUUUCCAGUUCAAAGUGCCCUCGGACAUGCCUUCCGGAGACCACGUCUUCGCGUGGACAUGGGUCAACCGAGAGCAGGAGUUCAAUAUGGUCUGCUCAUCGGUUACCAUCUCUGACUCUCUUGAGCCGCCUGUCCCCGGUUACGCCUCCGAUGGCUUCUGCGGAUCAUCUUCGGUCACAGCAAGAGCUGAUCCGAGUGCGAACGCAACCGUGUCGGCCUCUCCCGUCGAGCAGGGUACUCCAGCAACCCCGUCCAUAGCGGGCACCUUGGACGCUGAGAAACCAUUUGACGGCAAUGGACAAGGGUCAACACUGCGGUCACCACGUCGCGCGCUGGACAGGCAUCGGGGUCGCGCUAGACGGGUGGGUACCGGUCAGAUCACAGACCGCGGAAUCACUCAUCCCGCAUACAUGGCCCGCCCUGGGUUUCUGCUAGCCAACAUUGGAAACGGCUGCAAGACACCAAAGGAGACUGCGGAAGUGAAGUAUCCGAACCCAGGAUUGGACGUCGUCGCGGGAGAUGGAGAGUAUCCUCUUGCGCUUCCAGAGCCGGCAGAUAAAUGUGGAGCAUAG
Coccidioides immitis RS is the source of this 978-nucleotide messenger RNA. RefSeq lists its product as uncharacterized. Lineage: Eukaryota; Fungi; Ascomycota; Eurotiomycetes; Onygenales; Onygenaceae. The record is from RefSeq and is a predicted model, not a curated record. The coding region runs from base 1 to 978 and encodes 325 amino acids. The transcript has a single exon.